Messenger RNA from Nezara viridula (southern green stink bug), 5711 nucleotides. NCBI's taxonomy places the organism in Eukaryota, Metazoa, Arthropoda, Insecta, Hemiptera, Pentatomidae. The record is from the annotation of a GenBank genome assembly.
GACAUCAGUUGGUUAAAGGCAGUCCUACAGUUAUGGGCGCGGGAAACAGCCAUGUUCAGGACGAUUUCGUAAUCCUGCCCAGAAAUCUUGGGCGGGAGGUGGAGCUCACAAUAAAUGGAAAAAAAUACAAAGUAUCUGACAAUGUUCCUGCUGAUACAUCUCUUAAUACCUACAUAAGAGAAUAUGCUCAUUUGAAAGGUACCAAAUUCAUGUGUCUUGAAGGAGGAUGUGGUGCUUGCAUUGUUGAAGUGAAAUCUGCACAUCCGACUACUGGAAAAAUGGUCACGCAAGCAGUAAAUUCAUGCCUUGUACCAAUAUUUGCUUGCCAUGGCUGGGCAGUCACAACUGUCGAAGGUCUUGGCUCAAAGAAAACAGGUUACGACAAAGUAGUAAAAAGGCUAGCCGCUGCUAAUGGCACUCAAUGUGGCUACUGUAGCCCAGGCAUGGUUAUGAACAUGCACAGUUUAUUAGAAGAAAAUCCAAAUAUUACUAUGAAAGAAGUUGAAAAUUCAUUUGGUGGCAACAUAUGUCGUUGUACAGGCUAUCGACCCAUACUGGAUGCUUUCAAGUCCCUCGCGAGUGAUGCCCCAGAUAAAUUAGUGGCAAAACUCUCUGAUAUUGAAGAUAUGAUAUGCCCUAAUACUGGAGAAUCCUGUUACACUGGAUCUUGCAAUAAUAGUUGUUCUCGAUCAACUACAGUCAGCCUGCCUUCCCCAAAUGUAGGACUUCACUUUCAGCUUCAAGAUGGAGCUUCUUGGUACAGACCUUCAAAAAGGCAAGAAGUAUUUGAAGUAUUUGAUAUGAUUGGGGAUAAACGUUACCGCUUUGUAGCUGGCAACACAGGGCAAGGUGUCUAUCGCAUUGAGAACAACCCAGAAGUAUUUAUUGAUCUUAAUGGCCUUGCGGAACUGCAUGGUUCAGAAAUAACUUCUGAAGGUAUAACUCUUGGAGCAAAUAUUGGUCUUACAGAAGCAAUGAAUCUUUUCUAUAAGCUUGCAAAGGAACAACCUAAAAGAUUCAGCUAUUGCCAAACACUUGCUGACCACAUUGACCUCAUAGCUAACGUUCCAGUUAGAAAUACUGGAACUUUCGCUGGAAACAUAGCAAUGAAGCAUGAGCGAGAAGAAUUUCCUUCCGAUCUAUUUUUAUUUUGUGAAAUGGCAGGAGCUGAAUUAUUAAUAGCUGAUAGCAGUGGUGAAGAUACAAGAAUGGGGUUUAUGGAGUAUUUGCAAACGGACAUGAAUAAAAAAUUGAUUGUGAAAAUUUAUCUUCCAAAUCUUGAUGACAACCACUAUGUGACAAGAUCCUACAAGAUAAUGCCUAGAGCACAAAAUGCCCAUGCUUAUGUUAAUGCUGGUUUUAAAGUAAAAGUUGAUAAAAAUAACAAAUUUUCUGUCAUGGAAAAGCCAACUCUCUUAUUUGGAGGAAUAGAGCCUUCUUUUCUCCAUGCAGUAAAAACUGAGGAAUAUUUAACAGGUAAAAAGUUAUUGGAUGAGAUAACUCUGAAAGGAGCCCUUUCGGUUUUGGAAUCAGAGCUGAAACCUGAUCAUAUCCUUCCUGACGCAACACCAGAAUUCAGAAUUGGUCUUGCUUUAUCACUUUUCUAUAAGUUCAUUCUUUCACUGGCACCAGAUCAAAUUAGUGCAAAGUAUAAAAGUGGAGGUUCUCUUCUUCAACGACCGGUUUCUAAGGGUAUUCAAGAUUUCCAGACAGACUCAUCAAUAUGGCCUCUGAAUAAACCUGUUCCCAAAAUUGAAGCACUGACACAAUGUGCAGGAGAAGCAGAAUACACAAAUGAUAUUCCAGCGAUCCCUGGACAAGUGUGGGGACAACUAGUACUCUCAGAAAGGGCCAAUGCCCUUGUUUCUAAAAUUGAUCCUUCUGAAGCAUUGAAAUUACCAGGAGUCAUUGCUUUUUUUUCUGCAAAAGAUAUACCUGGAAAGAAUUCUUUUAUUCAAUCUCAAUCUGUAAACUAUUUGGAAAAUGAGCGGGUUUUCGUAGAUGGAAGGGCAAAAUAUGCUGGUGAAGCUGUAGGUGUAAUAAUUGCUGAAAGCCACACUCUAGCAAUCAAAGCUGCCAAGCUUGUAAAAAUAGAAUAUACAGAUCAAGGAAAGAUUUUAAUUGACAUGAGGGAAAUAAUAGAUGGUGGUUUGCAAGAAAGAAUUAAAGAAUAUGCUAAAUUAACUCCAAAAGAUCAAGGAAAGGACGUAAAGCAUACCAUCAAAGGUACAUGGGAUCUGAAGACACAAUAUCAUUAUACUAUGGAAACACAAACCUGCAUUGCAGUUCCAACUGAGGACCACUUAGAAGUUUAUCCUGCUUCUCAAUGGCCAGCAUCCGCUCAAGAAGCUAUCAGUUUAGUUCUUAAUAUCCCAGAAAAUGCAAUUGAUUUGCGAGUAAGAAGAUUAGGUGGUGGGUACGGAGCAAAGAUUUCUAGAGCUAACCACAUAGCAGCUACAACUGCUCUCAGUGCACACCUGCUUCAUCGGCCAGUAAGAAUGGUACUUAAUUUGGAAACCAAUAUGGAAUGGACUGGGAAGAGAUUUCCAGUUUAUAGUAAUUAUGAGGUGGGAGUAGAUGAUAAUGGAGUUAUUCAGUACUUUAAGGGAGCAAUAUAUCAAGAUGAUGGCUAUUGCCCAAAUGAUUCUUCAAUCGGUGCCACAAUUCAUCAUUUACGAAAUGUGUAUAAUUCAUCAAGAUGGGAUAUUACUGGUUAUGGCGUAACAACUGAUUCUGCUUGCAAUACAUGGUGUCGGGCACCAGGUUCAACUGAGGCAAUAGCAUUUAUUGAAACAAUUAUGGAGCAUAUAUCAAAUGCUACAGGAAAAGACCCAAUUUCAGUCCGAUUGGCAAACAUAGAUCCUUCAGACCCCAUUGUUCCUUUGAUUAAUGAUAUGAGAAAAAAUGCAGAGUAUGAUAGCAGACUGAAACAAAUCCAAGAUUUCAAUGCGCAAAAUCGUUGGAAAAAACGUGGUAUCGCUCUCGUACCUAUGAAUUAUCCAUUCGAUUUCUGGGGAAGCUUCUAUGGUAUGGUAUCAAUUUAUGGUAUGGAUGGAUCUGUUGCUAUUUCUCAUGGAGCAAUCGAAAUGGGUCAAGGUGUAAAUACUAAGGCAGCUCAAGUAGCUGCUCACAUUCUUGGAGUAGAACUUGAAUCAAUUAGUGUGAAACCAACAAUUUCAGUUGUUUCACCAAACAACUCAUCUACUGGUGGAAGUCUUGGAAGUGAAGCAAUUUGUUAUGCUGUGAAAGUAUGCUGUGAAGAACUGAACAAACGUUUACAACCAAUAAAGGAGAAACUGGGAAGUUCAGCAUGCUGGAAAGAUGUUUGUAAUGAGGCUUACAAACAAAAUAUUAACCUCAACUAUACCUACAUGUUUACAAGUAGGGAUGACGUAAAAUCAUAUGCUAUUUAUGGUGUGGUUGUUACUGAAGUUGAGAUAGAUGUCCUUACAGGCCAAUAUCAUACCAAGAGAGUAGACCUAAUGGAAGAUGCUGGACAAUCUUUAAGCCCUGAAAUAGAUGUAGGUCAGGUGGAAGGUGCUUUUAUCAUGGGCACAGGCUACUUUACCUGCGAGGAAACAGUAUACAAAAGAGAAACAGGCCAGUUACUGACCAACAGGACUUGGAAUUACAAACCACCAGGUGCAAAAGAUAUACCAAUUGACUUCAGAAUAACUCUACGGAAAAAUGCACCCAAUCCAACUGGUGUUCUACGUUCUAAAGCUACUGGUGAACCUCCACUCUGCUUAAGCUGCUCAAUUGUCAUGGCUCUCCGCAAUGCUAUUGAAUCAGCACGCAAAGACAGCGGAAAACAUGAUGAAGUCUGGUUUGAUUUAGAACCGCCUUGUACAGGUGAAAGAAUAUGGCUUGGAUGUUUGACAAAAAAAGAAAUGUUUAAACUGUGAUUAUAAAAUAAAUAACAAAGAGGAAGCUGACAGUAUUCAUUAAUUUGAUUAAUAAUUAAUACAAAUAAUAUAAUAAGCACAUGACAUUUUAGGGAAUUGAUUAUUUACACCAUUCUUAAUUAAUAAAUUUAACAAGUUGAAAUAUAUAUUAUUAUGUAUUUACAUAUUGCAAUAUCAAGGUAACAAUACCUUAUAAAAUGAAAAAAAAUAGUAAGAAUUUAAACUAUGCUGUAAAUGUAGACUUACUUAUAAAGUCAUCACAAUUACUAGAAAAAAAAAAUCAUUUAAAUAAGCAAGUUAAUACCUUGAUGAAAUGUAAUUAUUAAGAUUGUAAAAAUGUAUGUUGAUAAUAAAUCAAAACCUUUUGUGUCCUUACUAAUAGUAUAAUAAUUUUUAAGAUGAAAUAUUAUUAAUUUACUGUUCUUCUCAAUUUAAGAUAACUUAUAUAUGCACAUUGACUUAAAAAACCUCGUAAAUGCUUCUGACAUAAUUUUUCAGAAGACUAAAAUCAAUCUCUGAAUCAUUUUCACCUUUCAGAUAAUAAGUAGACAGAACUGGUCAUAAACAAACGACAAAACUGAGAAUGUAACAAUGAAAUUUAUGAGGUUUUUCAGGUAUACUGUUGAAUAAAAUACAUUAUAUUUUUAUAAAUACAGGGUUAUGAACUGAUAUUUUAUAUUACAAUUUUUAUUGAAUAAAAUAUUGUUAAUUUAGAUGAUCUAUUUCAAUUCAAAACAGAUGACCCACCAUGCUUAAUAAAAUGGAAGUUCUUCUUUGGAAUUUUGGAUUAGUCCUCAAGGUUUUAUAAGAGUUUUAGGAAUUGGGUUUUAAUAUCUAUCAGAAAUGUAUACCCUGAUUCUAUAAAGGGCAUAUAUUAUGAUUUUAUGCUAUUAUAACUAUAUUACACAUACCAUCGGUUUAUUGCAAAAAAUCACUGGGUAUAUCUUUCAUUAUAAAACAAAUUAGAAUUAAUAUCAAUCGUAAUAAAUUAUACUAAACUUCUAAGUACAUUUUUGUUAAUUUUAAACUUAUUUUUUUAUGAAAAAAAGAAAAGUAAAUACAUCAAAAUGCCACAAACCUUUUUAUAAAUCAAAAAUAAUGGCUUGAAGUGCACAAUGUUCUCAUUUCACUUAAGGGAAAUACAUGGUUAUUUAUUUUAUGAAAUGCAACUAAUGACUUUUUAUAAUAUAUAAAAUUGUCACCUAAUAAUCAUUUCUAGCAAUAUGCUAUUGGCUUACUAUAAAAAAAAAACUCCAAGUCACAAUCAGUGUCACUUUUACAAUCUGCUGUUUCACAUUCAAAUGCUAUGCUAUAUAAAAGUUAGUCAACAACUUAAAAAGUUUUCAAAAUUUUCAAUGGCACGAAAUAUUUUGUUUGUAAAAUGGCAAUACAAUGGAUCCAAACAUUAUCGACAUGAACAAAUAUUACAGAUUCCAAGUCUUGCUGGAUCUGUUUAAUUAUACAACUAACCAGCAAAAUUGUUAUUUUUACAGGUAUAUAAUUAGAGUUGCUUUUAUUAUUAUUAAUAAUUCAGGUACAGUAAAAUCUCAAUAAUCCAAGUAACCUAAACAUAAAAGUGUAUUUUAUGUUAAGAAAGUAUUUAUCAAUAUGUGUAUCACAUUUAGCGUUACUUAAUUUCCUAACCAAUUACACAAGGUUUAUUAAUAGACUUUAGAGUCCUAUAAGCCCAAAAAAGAAUUUAAAAUAAAAUCUCUAGUUAUGGUUUAUUAUUUUGAAAGCCCACAAUUCUUUUUAUUUCAAAGAAAUAAUUUUUUUUAAAUAAAUGGAGAUAAAAUAAAUUAUCAC